This is a messenger RNA of Vitis riparia (riverbank grape), 2443 nucleotides long. RefSeq lists its product as uncharacterized. The transcript has 21 exons. Bases 190 to 2301 code for a protein of 703 amino acids. Lineage: Eukaryota; Viridiplantae; Streptophyta; Magnoliopsida; Vitales; Vitaceae. The record is from RefSeq and is a predicted model, not a curated record.
UAACAUGGUCGAAACGAGUUUCCGUAAACGGAAAGAAAGGAUGCCAUGUGGCAGCAGCAGAAAUUUUGUGCGGAAAAAAUUGGAUAAAAGAUAAAGGCACCCCACGUUACGAAGAGAGAAGCAGGGGCGAUUAGGAUUAUCUUACAAAAGACAGCCGCUAAUUCACGCUGUUCGCCAGCAAGCUCAGGAAUGCUUCUAUUCCCGGCGGCACCACCGGCACUGCCGCUUUCGGCCUCCAAAUUGUCUAAGGGAAAGCCUUACGCCAUCCAGCUCAAUGGCUUCAAUCGCAAGGUUCCUCUGCCGGUGCGUCUCAGGAGGACGGUGGUUUGCGGCAUUUCCGGCGACGUUGACACAUUUACCCAGUACUCCGGCUACCUUUUUAACCUCAGCUCUUCGGAGGCGGAUUCGCUGACAGAGUACGACGUGUCUAGGAUUGGAGCCAUUUAUCGGAACAGACCCUUGGUUCUGAUUCGCCGCCUGUUCCAGAUUGCUACUACGCUUGGGAAGUGGCUAGGGCUUCGCUACAUCGAUGGUCUCAUGGAGCGCUCCGACCAGAUGUUCGAGGUUAGAGCUGCAGAGCUUCGGAAGAUAUUGGUAGAACUAGGCCCUGCAUAUAUCAAAAUUGCUCAAGCUAUCUCAUCUCGUCCUGAUCUGAUUCCGCCUUCAUAUCUAGAUCAGCUUUCACUUUUGCAAGAUCGAAUAACACCAUUUUCCAAUGAAGUUGCUUUCAAUACCAUAGAACGAGAACUUGGACUGCCAAUUGAUAAGCUGUUCUCAGAGAUCUCUCCAGAGCCAGUGGCUGCAGCAUCUCUUGGGCAGGUUUAUCAAGCUAGGCUUUGUCCUAGUGGUCAGGUUGUUGCUGUCAAAGUGCAGAGGCCUGGGGUUCAAGCUGCUAUUUCCUUGGACAUAUUAAUCUUGCGUUUUCUUGCAGGGUUGGUUAGGAGAGCAGGCAAAUUGAACACUGAUCUUCAGGCAGUUCUUGAUGAAUGGGCAUCAAGUCUUUUCCGGGAGAUGGACUAUAGAAAAGAAGCGAAGAAUGGGAUCAAGUUUAGGCAGCUAUAUGGUGGCAUAAAAGAUGUUUUUGUUCCAGAAAUGUACCUGGAGCGAACAACUCGUAGGGUUCUCAUUAUGGAAUGGGUGGAGGGGCAAAAGUUGACAGAAGUGAAGGAUCUUUACCUGAUUGAGGUAGGAGUUUACAGCUCAUUUAAUCAACUUCUGGAAUAUGGGUUCUAUCAUGCGGAUCCACACCCAGGAAACCUUCUUCGUACGAAUGAUGGAAAACUAGCUUAUUUAGAUUUUGGUAUGAUGGGUGAAUUUGAACCAGAACUCCGAGAUGGAUUUAUUGAAGCCUGUCUCCAUCUUGUAAACCGUGAUUAUGAUGCAUUGGCUAAGGACUUCGUCACUCUUGGGCUUCUUCCGCCAACUGCAGACAAGGAUGCUGUAACAGAUGCAUUAACUGGUGUCUUUCAAAUGGCUGUUGCCAAAGGAGUUCGCAAUAUAAGUUUUGGAGAUCUUUUAGGGAACUUAGGAAGCACCAUGUACAAGUUUAAAUUCCGGAUACCUUCAUAUUUUUCUCUUGUUAUUCGAAGCCUUGCUGUUUUGGAGGGAAUUGCAAUCGGUUUUAACCGAGAUUACAAAGUUUUAGGUAGUACAUACCCAUGGAUUGCUAGAAAAGUUCUAACUGACAGCUCACCCAAACUGAAGUCUUCUUUGCAGGCUCUUCUUUAUAAGGAAGGCGUGUUCAGAAUUGAUCGUCUAGAGUCUUUGCUAUCAGAGUCUCUUCGUGCCAGAACAGAGAGGGCCUUGGUUACAAAACAGAUGGAAGGCACUGAUUCCCGGUUGGUUGUUAAACAGAUUCUUUCUUUUACAUUAACUGAAAAGGGGACAUUUGUGAGAGAAAUGCUUCUUGAAGAAUUUGCUAAGGGUUUGGAUGCACUUGGCCUAGCAACCCUGGAUUCUAUUACUUCUGUUACUGCUACAACUCUACCUUUUUCUGCUUCCCGUCCAUUCUCCUCAAUGACUGAUGAUGACAUUAACAACUUGAGGACCUUGCGCCGCCUUCUGCUACUGUUAUCAGGACCUCAAAAGACGGAAAGCUCUAGCAAGGGAGUUAAAGACUCGGAGGAAGUGUCACUGGCUUUUGAUCAACUUGCUUCUGUUCAGGAAAUUCUCCCCAUUCUUUCUAUUCUUCCUGAGCUUCCACCAGAAUUGCAACAACAGCUACUCCUACUGCCAUCAAAUCUGGCUGGAAGGUUAAUGUCUCGAGUUGCAGCAAGGACGAUUCGGAGGAUAUUUUUGUGACAGCAUCCAAUUCUAAACUGUUGAGAGGAAGCAUAAGAAGUGGUCGGGCUUCAUUUCUGCAGUAUAAGUUAUGAGAGGACAAAAUACAUAAAAUCACACAGGGAUUAGAGGAAGCAAGAGUUUGCUGGGAUUAGGUACAAAA